AUGUCAUCAUCAGAUACAAUUCUUAAGAAUCCUCCAUGUUUUCGCUCCGGGCUCAUGUGGGGCAUUACUGUGGCCAGCUUCAUCGGUGCACAUCGUUUUCGUACAACCAAAAGUAUCCGAUCGUCUUGUGAUUGGGCCAUUGGCUCCUUUGGCCUUGUCAGUACUUGUAGCUGGGUCUUCUGUAGUGCUUCAUAUCGUCUUCGAGCGCGUCAAACACGGGAAUUUAUGGAAGUUAUGAAUAAUCCAACACGCAAGGCUGAAGCUGAACAAUUUUUACGUUCUCGAGUUCAGCCACGAUCAUCCGAAGACGAGGACUAA
This is a messenger RNA of Plasmopara halstedii, 318 nucleotides long. Its product is annotated as Cox20/FAM36A. Gene Ontology annotation, biological process: mitochondrial respiratory chain complex IV assembly. Gene Ontology annotation, cellular component: mitochondrion; mitochondrial inner membrane. Bases 1 to 318 code for a protein of 105 amino acids. Lineage: Eukaryota; Oomycota; Peronosporomycetes; Peronosporales; Peronosporaceae. The transcript is spliced from 2 exons. The record is from RefSeq and is a predicted model, not a curated record.